Messenger RNA from Mya arenaria, 8751 nucleotides. RefSeq names its product solute carrier family 25 member 16-like. Gene Ontology annotation, cellular component: mitochondrial inner membrane. Lineage: Eukaryota; Metazoa; Mollusca; Bivalvia; Myida; Myidae. The transcript is spliced from 9 exons. The record is from RefSeq and is a predicted model, not a curated record. Gene Ontology annotation, biological process: transmembrane transport. The coding region runs from base 268 to 1230 and encodes 320 amino acids.
AACAACAACAACAAUAACAAUAGUUUCGAAAUAUUUUAUUAAAUAAUCGGUUACUGGGAGGUGUUUUAAUUGAUGUGUUUUAUUAAAUGUAAAAUGAUUACCAUAUGAUUGGUAUCAUAAAAUUGAUAAAGGUAAAUACGUGCCAUAUAUAAGAUACCGUAUUUACUAAACAAAUGCUUAUUUCGGACGAAUCCAAUUUCGGAUUGAAUGAUAAGGAUAAAUGUGCUUCGAGACUAUCGCUCCUCUGUGACACUGUAGAGAUUUGUAAUGGUGGCUGUGGAAGGACACAUAAAGAAGAGAAACACAGAGAAAACUUUGAAAACUCUUCUUGCAGGAGGAAUUGCAGGAUGCUGCGCCAAAUCGGCUGUAGCCCCACUGGACAGGGUGAAAAUCUUAAUGCAGGGUCACAAUAAAUACUACAGGCACUCAGGUGUGUUCAAGUCUCUGAACAGUGUAUACCAGAAAGAGGGAGUUGUUGGGCUGUACAAGGGAAACUACUUCCAGAUGAUCAGAGUCCUUCCUUAUAGCGCCGUCACAUUUACAUCGUAUGACAUCUACAAAUCAUACCUCCAGAACUUUACUCAUCAUGUUCACCCUAACUUGGUCCACCUCUGUGCAGGCUCUUUGGCAGGCAUGACAGCAGUGAUACUAACCUACCCCCUAGAUGUAAUGCGGGCAAGAAUCGCCUUCCAACUCAAGGGACAUCAUAUCUAUCACGGGGGUAUGAUUGAAACGGUCAAAACUAUAUCACGUCAGGAAGGGUUUAUGGCCCUUUAUCGAGGUCUCUUCACAUCAUUACUUGGAAUGGCCCCUUAUGGAGGCUUAUCAUUCUGGGCCUUUGAAAGAUCAAAGCUAUUCGUGCUGGCAAAUUUUCCUGGUAUGUUUGGCUCACCACAUGCAGAAAACAUGGAUGGGCUUAGUCUGUCAGUACCUGCAAAACUGAUAUGUGGUGCUUUUGCUGGAGCUGUGGCGCAAACUGUUGUGUAUCCACUUGAUGUUGCCAGAAGAAAACUGCAGCUAUCUACAAUGUUGUGUGAACCACACAAAUAUGAUGGAAAAUCCAUAUGGCAGAUACUUGUCACUGUUCGAAAUGAUCAUGGAGUGGUAAAGGGACUUUUUCGCGGGAUUACGGUGAACUACUGGCGCGGGGUCCCAUCUUCGGCCAUAUCAUUUACAAUGUUCGAAAUGAUGAAACAGCUACUCGGGCUCGAUACUGGUGUCACUAGAUGAUACUAUCUCCUUUAUAGUUCUCAGAAUAUUGUGAUAUUUGUAAAAAAUAUUGCCCCAUUCAUAAUCAAGAACGUGCCAUCUUCUUGUGUCAUUGAGGAAUGUGUUAUGUUGUUACCUUGUCUUCUUUUUAUUUUAAGUUUUAUUUUUUGUGUCAGUAUCAGAAUGCAAAAGCGUUAACCUUGACUUUAAUUGAAAAAAAUAUUCAAGAUAUUAAAAUGAAACUUGGUACAUUAGUUGCCAGAGGCCAAUACAUGCAAGGCCAGUAACCCUGGAUUUAGUAAUUGUUGACCUUAUCUCAAAAAAUCUGUUCAAGAUAUUUAAAUGAAACUUAGUACAUUAGUUGCCAGAGGCCAAUGCAUGCAAGGCCAGUAACUCUGGAUUUAGUAAUUGUUAACCGUAACUAAAAAAAACUGUUCAAAAUAUUCAAAUGAAACUUAGUAUGUGUGUUUCCAGAUGCCAAGGGGCACAUAAUUAUGUAGCAAGGCCAGUAAUUCUGAUUAAGUAAUUUUCAAGUUAUGCCCCAUAGGUUGACUGAGAAAUAAAAAGAAGAGCAUUGGUAUUCAGUCCACAACUUUCUUGAGUUUUUCUCAAUAACUUAUGUUAAAUGGUAAGAUUUAAUUUUAUGGCUUAUUUCUGUUUCCAAAGUGCCCAUCUGCAUCUUUAGGAAUGAUAGCAGUUGUGGGUUGGUUUAUAGAGUCAGCAUGCUGAGUUUUACCCUGAUCUUGGUAUUUAUGUAUUUAAAAUGAUAACGUUUUAAAACAUUGUUUUUAUUACCUCCUAUUUAUCUGUUAUACCUGUGGCAGCCUAAUUUUAAAACUGGCUUUAUUUAUGUAUUAUAGAUUGAUGUUUAUAUCUCAUGUUUUUGAAUUGUUUUAUAUUGGCAACAUAUGUUGGCUUGGUCGUUUAGUUGACUAUAAAAGUGAUGCUCAUUUCUCAUAGUUUUUAUAUAUAAUGUAUCGUUUGAAAUUCAUUUUCAUUGCAUUUUGUUGUGUGAAAGAUGUAAUCAUGUCUGUGAUCUUUCAUUGUGUACUGUGAAUUUUUUUUUAUUUAUGGGACAUUAAUUUUCAUUGAAUUUGAGGAUAGGCCACACCAUGAAUUUAAAGGGACUAGUCACCAGGUGAUUACUAAAUCGGCAAAUACAGUAUUUCCUCAAAACGAGCCUAGAAUUAUCAAUACCAGCUAGUAUGAGGCCGAUAUACAUCACUUUACAUGAUUGAAAGAAUAUUUUGUCACUGUCUCAGCUUAGUUGACCCGCUUAAAAUAGCGCAUAAUGGUGUCCCAGUUUAUAGUGUGUAUAUAAGUUUGUGAAAGUAAUGUGAUUAGAACAGAUACUGAGAUACAUAAACAGCUAAGUCCCGUUGGCUCAAACUCGCUUGGCUCGAAUUCCUCGUUGGCUCGAAGUGCAUGUAAAGGACCGAUUUCUUUAUUCUGAAUGUAAGCAUUCCCGCUUGGCUCGACUUUUUUGAGGCUCGAGCCAAUGAGGUUUGGCUGUACCAUGGUGUUUUUAAGUUGACUGAGAUUAGUGGUAGACAGACCCAGUAAAUUUUCAAAUUGGAAAAGUACACAAAAACUUUAAAAGAUACAUGUGUCGCAAGCGAUGUGAUAACAUCAGUAAUUAAGAUUCAAUGUGUUGUUCUCAACCAUAUCAAUUUUAUGUUAUUUUUUGACAAUUUUCAUUUUUUCAUCAAAAAAACAUCUGGUGUCUAGAACCAACAUUAUAUUUGUACCUAAACUUAUACCUGUAUAUUCACUUUACCACAUCUACAUUAUAUAACAUUCUGCAAAAAGCAGUCCAUGAAUUUAAGUACCAAAAAAAUUGUGUAUUUUCGAAAGAGCAUAAAAUUUCACUUUGACAUAUGAUUUCACAGUAUGUAGUUACUUUGAUAACAAACGUGAACGCCAUGCUGUAGAGUCAUCCACUUUUUGUAAAGUCGAAAAUGGCUACAUUGUAUGUUUGGGCUGAAUUUCUUUUGUUAAUAUAAUAUGUAAAUGCAUGAAUUUUUAUCACAAUUAAUUUACAAGUUAUAAACAACAUUAUUGGCAUUUUAAAUCUUAUUGUAAAUAUGUUUAGCAUGUUACGAGAAAUAUUGGUGAUUUAUUGUCCCUGUGAAUGAUAAUUACAUUUCAUUUCAUAAAGAUUGGGUAAAAAUGAUGUUUAGGCCAUUUUCGUUAUGGGUUCGUGAAGAAAUUUGAGCAAGGUUUUUGGAGGUGCAUUUUGGCAUGUAUUUUAUUAUAGUGAAAUAUUUAUAGGUGAACAAAUGUGUUUUGGUUGAACUUCAUUUGUUAGUUUUACAUGUAAAUGCAUGAACAACAUUACAGGCAUUUUAAAUCUUAUUGUAAAUAGUUUUUGCAAGUUACCAGAUAUAUUGGCAUCUUUUAGUCCCUAUGAACAAAAAUUACAUGUUUUAUGCUUGUAAUUCAUACAGGGGCAUUAAUGCUUGUAUUUCAUACUGGGGCGUUUAUGCUUGUAUUUCAUACAGGGGCAUUAAUGCUUGUAUCUCAUACAGGGGCGUUUAUGCUUGUUUUUCAUACAGGGGCUUAGUUUGGCUAAAUGUGACGUUUGGGCCGCUUUCUUUGUGGGUUUGUGGACAUGCCCCCUAAAAAAAAUCAGCAAGAUUUUUGGAGGUGCGUUUGGCAUAUAUUUUCUAGUUGUGAAUAUAUUUACGAGUAAACCAUUGACCUUGCAUUCCACUUACAUGACUGGCAAUUUUUUUGAUUUUUCGGUUUAUAUUGCCUUUAGGAAGCUAUGCCCCCUGCCAUAUUUAGAAUAUGAGUUGUUCAAUAGAAAGUAAGAAUCUGUUUUACUCUUUUGUGUUUGUGCAUUUUUAGCUCAAAGGAGAGCUAUACUACCUACCCUAGCAUUGGUGUUACAUCUUGGUCAAGGUUUUGCUGGUUAAGGUUUUGCAUUUAGUCGCCUUAAAGUCACUAUCUCAGCAAAUACAUCAUGUAUUGCAUUGAAACUUUAGAAAUGUUUUCCUAACAAAUCUCAUUUUACAAUGAUCCAUCUUUGUUUCACCAAUCUUUGCAAUCCUUCACUUAAAAGUGGCAUAAUAGUCGAGGGCGCCGUCCCUGUGACAGCUCUUGUUCAUAAUGUAUGAAUUGAAUCAUUCCUAUUGUUCUAUAAAAUAGAAUGUGCGCACUUGAUAGAGCCAGAGGCAUGUAAAAAGUCUCAGUUAAUUUAUUGAGUUCUCAAAACUUAUGUGUCUUUUAUUACAUGUUAUAAAUGCAUUUUAUGUAAGGCCUUGCCAAAUUAAUUCUAUGUGUAAUGUCAUUGGGAGGGUAGGUUUUCAUCUUUAAAAUUGUUGAGGCAAUGGGGGGUUUUGAAUUGAGCCAAAAUAAUCAGAUUUAAGGAGCUGACGAAGAAUUAAAAUGAUAUAAAAUGAGUCGAGGAAAACAGUGUCACUGUGAGUAAUUAAAUUUCUAAAUAGAUAUGGACCUUCACUUUUUGCGUUUUAUUGGGUGAGAAAUUAAAUUCCUUAUUAAGUAUGACCUUCAUUAAUGGAUUAAAAACCAACUUUGCAUUUUAUUGGGGUAUGGUAUGCAAUGGUGCUGUUCAAAAUGGGUGGGAUACAGAAGGAUGUAUAUGAAGAAUUUUUAUUUUAAAAUCCUUUUUUAGAAAUUAAAAGAUGUUUUUUAUUCUAGGCAAUUUGUCUGUUUUUUCCCUGCUGGUGGUAGGUUUUUAAAUUAGAGCCUGACACUAAACAUAGAACGAAGUUGGUUUGGCCUUCCAUGCUACAUGUUGUGAUAGUACAAGCUAGUUAUAAAUAAUCCUAUUUGGAAACAUUACAGGGAAAUGUUUUAAACAUUUGUAGGUAUUGUUUUAUUAUAUUUAUCUUAAGUGUUGGUACUAUUUUAAUCGUAUGCAAGUUAUCUAAAUUUCAGGUAAUGUUUUAAUUUGUAUCUCAAAUUGUCUUUAAGUGUUUAAUUGUCUUUAUGCGUUUUUACUGCAAUUUUGCUAAUCAUUUCCUAAUUUUUAUUAUCAUUUUAAUUCUUGUUGGUUAAGAGAUUUGCUGUAAGAAAUCUUGUACGUACAAUUCAUAAACUUAUGAAAAUACCCAAAGCUGUAGGUUUCUGUAACAAACUGUGCAACUAGAAAAUAUUUCUUAAAACUAAUUUGAAUUUUAACUGUUUCAUUUUAUGGACUCGCACAUUGUGCAAAUGAAAUAUGUUUCUCCAGGCUUAAUUGAAAAUGGUAAUUUUUAUUUAACUGUUUAUUUUAUGGACUGAAAUUUAUCAUAAUAAUGUGUAUGAAAGCAAUGGUUCAAUCUUGGAUGAUGAGGCGAAUAUAAUUUAAUUACUAGAUUUUUUUCCAUUUUUUUUUAGCUCACCAGAGCAUGAAGUGCUCAAGGUGAGCUUUUGUGAUUGGUCUUUGUCUGUCGUCCGUCCGUCCAUCUGUCAACAAUUGCUUAAAAAACAUCUCCUCUGAAGCUACAUGGCCAAAUUCAAUGAAACUUCACAUGAAGCUUCCUUGGGUGACUUUCUACAAAAAUACAACAAGGGGUCACGAUUGAUCAACAACAACAAUCACAAAAUGGCCGACUUCCUGUUUUGCUUUAAAAAAACAUCUCCUCUGAAACUACCAGUCCAAAUUCAAUGAAACUUUACAGGAAACUUCCUUGGGUGACCCUCAACAAAAAUACAACAAGGGGUCACGAUUGAUCAACAACAACAACAGCAACAACAACAAAAUGGCUAACUUCCUGUUUUGCUUUAAAAAAAACAUCUCCUCUGAAACUACCACUCCAAAUUCACUGAAACUUUACAGGAAGCUUCAUUGCAUGACCCUCUACUAAAAUUCAACAACGCAUUGAGAUUGAUCAACAACAACAACAACAACAAAAUGGCCGACUUACUGUUUUGGUUUAAAAAUAAUCUCUGAAACUACCAGGCCAAAUUCAAUUAAACUUUACAGGUAGCUUCAUUGCAUGACCCUUUACCAAUAUAAAACAAGGCAUUGUCAUCAGUAAAGAUAUGAUUAAAUUGCAACAAUUUUAUUAAUGCUUUAUCACAGAUUUGUGGCCCUUUGCUUAGGUGAGCGUUUUAGGGUCAUCAUGGCCCUCUUGUUUUUUAAAAUGAGGUUUGGGGUGGUAUUUUUUCUUUUUUGUCUUAGGUGGCUGUUUGACUGUUGAAUAUGUGUUCAUGCUCUUUCUCUUUUAUAAGGGGCCAUAUAUGUGUGUUUCUAGAUAAAUCACUAACAUGAUUGUAACAAUUCACAACACUGUAAGUAUGAAUAAACGCCGUUGCCGUACAGUACCGAUACGCAAAGACAAACCCUUGUUUAACAUUUCUUAUUUGAGUCAAUAAAAUUUAAGGGCCAGCGGAAAAAGAGGGGGCGGGUGUGGUUGAAAAUCUAGCAAUUAAUCUAUAGUCGCCUUACCGCAGCUUUUUAUGUUAAAUUUCCCAGUAGUUUUAAGUGUUUAAAAAUAGCAUCCAUUAUAUAACAUAAGAAUGAAUGUUUGUUUAUAAUGUCUGUAAAUAUUUAUAUUGUGAUAAAUACUGUGUUAGCUUUGUGUAAGUCUUUCAAUCUUUCAUGAUAUUUAUUUUGUGCAUUGGUGCAAUUGUAAAGCCAUUGUUGACCUUAAUUUAUUAUUUAUAUUAUCUUAAUCAUAAGGUUUUUUAUAAUAAUUCCCAAUUUUUAUGUCUCUAUAAGAGAGCAUUUAAUAAUUCCACUGUGUGUCUAUAUAUAGCUGGGUUUAUUGUCCUUUUCUUAAUCAUUUGGAACACCUCUGCCAUUUUCCAUCAAAAACAACCUCGGAUGUAUAUGGACGGUUUAUAAUGUCAGAAUUUUUUUUCCAUUUAACUACGCUGCAAGAAGAUGUCGAAGUGAAUUUCAUAUAGCAGUUAAACCUAAGGACCUUACUCUUGAAAUCUUAAUUAAGUUAGCAAUAAUAUACUUUACUGAUAAUCAAUUUGAACUUAGCAAUACAAAAUACGCAUUAAAACACUACAAUUAAUUAAUACUAAAAUUUAAUUUAUACAAAAAAUUAAAAAUUUUAUAAACUAAUUCUAAUGAUGUACCAGCAUACAUCCGAGUUUGUUUUCGAAGGAAAAUGACUGAGGUGUUCUGAAUGUUUCUUAUUAUUUCCUCAGGUGUGUAUCAAAGGACUGAACGACCUAACAUAGGGCAUAGUCUUUAAAGAGGUAGAUUGGAAAUAUCGGAGAUUGUUCUAUGUUAUCCUAUGAUCGAAGCUUUCCAAAAUUAAGGGAUUAUUUCUUUCAACUACUUGGCAAAAAAAAAAUUCAACUGGGCCUUUCUGAUGACUGGACUGUUCUGACACGAUACUUUAGCCUUACGAAGAGCUGAAAAAUAUUUCACAUUGAUUUUGUAUUAUAGUUCUUCAGCUAUUUUUUAGAUAUAUAUAUAUAUAUAUAUAUAUGUUAUGAUGUGGUUGAAGCUAUCUAUCUAAUAUUAAGGGAUUAUGUCUAUUAGCUUCCUUCCAAAGAAAUCUCUAUUCACUGGUCCUUUCUGAUAACUGGACCCUUCUGAGAAGACACUGUAGCCUUACCUAUAGAGCAAGUAGAUAUUGGUUUUUCAUGCAGCAAUUUCUUGUCAUUAGAGAUAUGUUCAAGAUAUGAUCGAAGCUAUAGGAAACUAAAAAACAUUUUCUUUUAACCUUUCAAUAACUUGAAAGUGGUUUCUUCUGAUCUGUAAAUUGCAUUUAGUUCAUAAACUUGCCACCAGAUGGGGUAGGCCACUUGCAGGAUAACCUCCCAGUUGCCUAGCUUUUAGUGUUAUGUAGAAUUACUGUCUCAAACUUUGAAUGCUGUCCUGUUUGUCACCACAGAAAAACUUUUCUAUCACAUGCAUAACUGUAAAAGAAUCCAAAUAGUGUCUGCAUUUAUUAAUUGUGUAGCUGAAAUGGUAGCACUUCAUUUUAAGAUAUUUGGAUCUGUAGGGCUAAAAGAAUUUGAUUUUCAUAUGUGUAGUAUUGAAAUUGCUUUGAUGGGCAAUGACUUAACAUGGAAUUGUGUAAGAGUGAGUGAAAAAGCCUGAAUUACCUUCACCUAUUGACCAAUAUAAUGUAUUGCAGUGUACAAGUUAGUGGCUAAAUUGGUGUUGAGCUUUUAAUAUAAUUAAGUUAAGAAGUAAAUGUAUUUUUUUUUAUCAUUUCAUUUUGUAUAAUUUUGGUUUUCCCAGUAAUGAUUUUUUAAUUUUAUUUCUUGCCUUUUUCAAACAUACAAUGUUAUUUUUUGUGUGUACCGGUUAUGUUUUUAAGCUCAUCCAAUUGUAUCAAACUUGGUUAAGUUGUCCACAGGUUAUCUUUUGGUGGGUUUGCAGGUUUAAGUGAUUUGAUUGGUUAAUUGUCAUUAUUGGAUAAAUAUUGACCAAUCAAUAAACUGUAAGGCUAACGUUGACCAAACCAAAGAUUUAACCAGUUUUAUACAAUUGGCAGAUAAUUAUUAUUAUCAUUAUUAUUAUUAUCAUUUGAACUAAUUGUGUUCCAGUUGUUUUAUAUGUGUACUUUACAUAUUUGUCUCCUUUUUGUUUGAGUUUUUAAUAAACAAGUCUGUUAAAUUCAG